UUCUUUUUCAUGGCAUGGGCUUUCAAUCCCACCCUGUAAAUAUCUGUGCUUGCUCCGUAUUUACUUACAAAUUAAAUAAGCUCUCUGUCUCUCUCUCUCUCUCCCUCUCCAUGGCUAGUGAGCAGGAAAUCUCAAAUGCUUCGCGCAUGCACUACAUGACCGAUGACGACCCCAGCGAUACUAGUAGUGAAGAGGAAGAAGUAGCAGAAGAAGAAGAUCAUGGAGACGAAAAUGAAAGCACGCAUAUUAAUGAUUGUAAAAACAAUAUGUAUUUCAUGUGCGUGCCUCGCCGGAGGCCGGGAGGGUGGUCCCUAGGGCAGGUCUUGGACCCGAGGGCCAAGUGGGUUCAAGAAUGGAACAGGGUGUUCCUCUUGGUGUGCGCCACGGGACUCUUCGUCGACCCUCUCUUCUUCUACGCGCUGUCCAUAAGCGACACCUGCAUGUGCCUCUUCAUAGAUGGGUGGUUCGCCAUCACGGUCACGGUGCUCCGGUGCAUGACCGACGCCUUGCACGUCUGGAACAUGUGGUUGCAGCUCAAGAUGGCCGAACGGUCCUUUGCCGCCGGGGGGAUGAGUGGGCAUCUCAGGCCGGAUACCACUGCUCGCUCUGUGGCUCUCCGGUACUUGAAGGCCAAGAAGGGUUUUGUCUUUGAUCUCUUUGUGAUUCUUCCACUUCCACAGGUUGUUUUAUGGGUAGCUAUUCCCUCUCUUCUGGAAAGAGGACAAGUAACCAUUGUGAUGACGGUUUACUUAAUCAUAUUUCUUUUCCAAUAUCUACCAAAGAUCUACCAUUCUGUCCGCCUCUUGCGUCGCAUGCAAAACCUCUCUGGCUACAUCUUUGGAACAGUUUGGUGGGGAAUAGCCCUCAACUUGAUUGCAUAUUUUGUAGCCUCGCAUGCGGCGGGAGCAUGUUGGUACUUGCUAGGAAUCCAAAGAGCUACACAAUGCCUGAAAGAGCAAUGCAGAGCAACUAAUAGUUGUGGUUUCAGAAUGCUAUCUUGUAAAGAACCUAUAUAUUACGGAACAAGAAGCAUGGUGAGAGAUGGAGCUAGAUUGUUAUGGGCAGAGAACAAGCAAGCAAGGUCUACCUGCUUAGAAAGCUCUGAGAAUUAUCAGUAUGGAGCCUAUAAAUGGACUGUUCAAAUUGUUACAAACGAUAGCCGCUUGGAGAAGAUACUUUUUCCCAUCUUUUGGGGUCUAAUGACUCUUAGCACCUUUGGGAACUUGGAGAGCACUACAGAAUGGUUAGAAGUUGUUUUCAAUAUCAUCGUUCUAACCAGUGGACUCCUUUUGGUCACCAUGUUGAUUGGAAAUAUCAAGGUGUUCUUGCACGCAACUACGUCAAAGAAACAAGCAAUGCAAUUGAAAAUGAGGAAUCUAGAGUGGUGGAUGAAGAAUAGGCGGCUGCCUCCAGGGUUCAGGCAGCGAGUGCGUAACUAUGAGAGGCAAAGAUGGGCUGCAAUGCGAGGAGUUGAUGAAUGCGAGAUGAUAAGUAACCUCCCUGAAGGCCUUAGGAGGGAUAUAAAGUACCAUCUCUGUUUGGACUUGGUUAGACAGGUUCCAUUGUUCCAGCACAUGGAUGAUCUGGUCCUAGAGAACAUCUGUGACCGUGUCAAGUCCCUCAUAUUCACCAAGGGAGAAACAAUAACUAGAGAGGGCGACCCAGUUCAGAGAAUGCUAUUUAUAGUGAGGGGUCAUCUUCAAAGCAGCCAAGUUCUUCGAGAUGGCGUUAAGAGUUGCUGCAUGUUAGGCCCCGGAAACUUCAGUGGUGAUGAACUUCUUUCAUGGUGCCUGAGACGACCUUUUAUCGAGAGGCUGCCGCCAUCUUCAUCGACAUUAGUGACUAUUGAAACAACGGAAGCGUUUGGGCUAGAAGCGGACGAUGUGAAGUAUGUUACACAGCACUUUCGUUACACAUUUGUGAACGAGAAGGUUAAGAGGAGCGCCAGAUAUUACUCGCCUGGGUGGAGAACAUGGGCGGCCGUGGCGAUUCAAUUGGCAUGGAGGAGGUAUAGGCACCGGUUGACGCUGACUUCUUUGUCAUUUAUUAGGCCAAGGAGGCCCGUUUCUCGGUGUUCUUCAAUGGGAGAGGACAGGCUCCGGCUUUAUACGGCUUUGUUAACUUCACCAAAGCCCGAUCAAGAUGAUUUCUUCAACUAUUGAAAUUAAUCAAAAGCUAGCUAGCUCAUGUAUGCAGGCUUCGUGAAUAUUUCACUUAAUUUGCUUGAUUUGGCAAUAAGUACUUUACACUUCUAUGUUUCCAUUACUUCGAUAGAGGAUGGGAAAACAUGGCUCCUCCUAGCUUGUUCUUGAUUCCUAAAAUGAAUUUUAGGUUAAAAAUAAAGGGAGGUUCGAAAUAUA
Juglans microcarpa x Juglans regia is the source of this 2360-nucleotide messenger RNA. RefSeq names its product cyclic nucleotide-gated ion channel 4. The record is from RefSeq and is a predicted model, not a curated record. Lineage: Eukaryota; Viridiplantae; Streptophyta; Magnoliopsida; Fagales; Juglandaceae. The transcript is spliced from 7 exons. Bases 15 to 2162 code for a protein of 715 amino acids.